Panonychus citri (citrus red mite) is the source of this 1322-nucleotide messenger RNA. RefSeq names its product glucosamine-6-phosphate isomerase 1-like (gene Oscillin). Bases 304 to 1110 code for a protein of 268 amino acids. The transcript has a single exon. Gene Ontology annotation, molecular function: glucosamine-6-phosphate deaminase activity; identical protein binding. NCBI's taxonomy places the organism in Eukaryota, Metazoa, Arthropoda, Arachnida, Trombidiformes, Tetranychidae. Gene Ontology annotation, cellular component: cytoplasm. Gene Ontology annotation, biological process: carbohydrate metabolic process; N-acetylneuraminate catabolic process; D-glucosamine catabolic process. The record is from RefSeq and is a predicted model, not a curated record.
AUUGAGAAUCUCUUUGAUUGUGAUUUAUUAAUAAAGUAUCUAAAUAAUUGAUGGUAAUUGAGACCAUUGAACUAGUGAUUAGUUGAUUCUCAAUGAGACAAUUAUGAUUGAAAUGGAAUCAGUGUAACCUGAUUUGUCUCACAGUUUCAGGGAGAGAGAGAGAGAUUGUUUUGAUCGAGAUAAUUUCGAUUAAUUUUUUUUUCCAUCACAGUUAAUCAAUUAUCUCAUUAUAUUUUCUAUAACCUUUUCUUUAUUUGAGUAACAACUUGACUUUAUAAUCUUCAACCUUAUUAAUAAUUUAAUAUGAGAUUAAUUAUAUUGGAUAAUAGUGACGAUGUCGCUCUUUGGACUGCCAAGUAUAUUCGUAAGCGGAUAAAGUUAUUCAACCCUGGACCUGAUCGUUUCUUCAAUCUUGGCCUACCGACCGGUAGUACACCUCUUGGUACUUAUAAACAGUUGAUCAAUUUUUAUAAAGAAGGAUCAAUUUCAUUUAAAUAUGUACGAACCUUUAACAUGGAUGAAUAUGUUGGAUUACCAAGAGAUCAUCCGGAAAGUUAUCAUUCAUUUAUGUUCAACAAUUUCUUUAAACAUAUUGACAUUGAUCCCGUUAAUGUUAAUAUUCUUGACGGGAACGCGUCCGAUUUGGAGGCUGAAUGUGUGGCUUACGAGAAGAAAAUUGUCGAUUCUGGUGGAAUAGAAUUGUUUGUCGGAGGAAUUGGACCUGAUGGACAUAUUGCUUUCAACGAACCAGGGUCAAGUUUAACGUCUCGAACACGGCUUAAGACUCUUGCCAUGGACACAAUUCUGGCCAAUGCACGUUUCUUUGCCAAUGAUGUAUCAAAGGUUCCCCAUGAAGCGUUAACCGUGGGUGUUGGAACGGUCAUGGAUGCCAGAGAAGUGAUGAUUCUGAUUACUGGAGCGGCUAAAUCGUUUGCCUUAUAUAAAGCUAUCGAAGAGGGUGUAAGUCAUAUGUGGACUGUUUCUGCUCUUCAAAUGCACCCGAAUACAACUUUGGUCUGUGAUGAGGAUGCGACUCUUGAAUUGAAGGUGAAAACAGUUAAAUAUUUUAAAAGCCUGAUGAGAGUUCACAAUAAGCUGGUUGAUGAAUGAUCGAGUAUCUUUGACACAAUUUCGUUGAUUUGUCCUCCGUUGAUUGGAGCCUUUCAAUUGAAAGUCGAGUCUCAGUUUGGAAAAAUAUCUUCUCUUGGAAAUGUUGGAAAAUUUCAUACAUAAUACAAUCACUCUAAAUAAUUAUCUUUAUACUUGUGUAAUUAAAUUAAAGUUAAUUAGUCUAUUAACAAAAAUAUAUUUACACAAUCACA